AUGUAUAAAACGAUAUUACGGGAGGGCCCAGACGUUCGUCUGGUUUUUUUAAAAGUGGAACCGGAUGCCUUGGCAAAAAUAAAUACGAAGAAAUAUGAGAAAUUUAGUUAUUUUUUGGAUAUGCAGUGCCACGGAGCGGUGGAAAUCUUAAAAGAGGCAUCUACCAUCGGCAAAUUUGGCAUGUUACAAUACAUCUACAGCUGGUAUUUAUUGGGUAUAGACCAGGAAGUAAAUAUGACGGACUACCUAACUACAUUUCGUACAGUUAAAACACGAAUGGAUAUGGAUGUAAAGCUUUUUCAACCCUACAACGAACGAAGUUAUAAUAUAUAUGAAAUAUUUAAGCCUGGAAUUGGUAGGGAGCUUCAAAUAAGGCAUAUUGGUAAACUAAUAAAUAGUAAAAUUAUUUUGCACCAAAAUGAAUCCUAUUAUAAUUCAAGAAAGAAUAUGACGGGGGUGCUUAUACGAUCUGCCAAUGUGAUACGAUAUCCAUUCAAAACAUCCUUUCAUGACUAUAUGGUAGCACCAAAAUUAAUGAAAUAUGAUAUUUACAGUAAAUUUCAUUAUCAGUUGUUUCUUGGACUUGCAGAUAUUCAUGGUUUUAGGUUUAACACAGUUUUACCUUUUUCCUGGUUUGGUAACACUUCAAGCGGUGAAGAUGGUGGUUUAGCUAAACUACUAUGGGAUGACACCAUAGACAUUGGAAGCGCUGGUAGAUUAAAAAGCAUAGAAGAUUUACGAAAAAUGCACAAGCUGCCUUUUAGGUCUUGUUUCUACUUUCGCAAUCCCGGAAUAGUAAAACCGAACUUCAAAGAAGUACUUAAGCCCUUUACCAAGCAAUCAUGGAUUAUAACCCUUUACGUGACUGCAAUAGUUUGUGUUUGCAUUGAAAUUUCGUAUUUUGUCGAGAAAAAAAUGCGCGGACUUAAUGAGAGGACUUGGCUUCGGUCUGUAUUUAUUGUUAUUGCUGCAUUUUCUCAACAAGGUUUAGAUACUGUACCAAAUCAACUGCCUGGUCGAAUAAUAUUUCUGCACCUUCUGAUAUGUUCUUUGUUGCUCUACAACUAUUACACAUCUAGUUUAGUUUCUUCCUUAAUUAGUACUGAACCAGAAGUGCUUAAGACUAUUAAAGAGCUUCUGGAUAGUCAACUUCAAGUUGGAAUUGAAUAUCAACCAUAUACAAUAACAUAUAUGCUUGAUAGAGUAAAACAAGAUCACUAUUUGGAUCUCCUAAACAAAACGAAAAUCUAUCAAAAAGACACCCCAAACAUUUUUGAUGUCGACGAAGGCAUAAACAAAGUACACAAAGGCGGUUUUGCUUUUCACACAGAAUCAAUUACCGCCUAUCCAAUAAUAGGAAACACUUUUGAACAGGACACUAUCUGUGACUUGGCUGAAAUUACCUUAAUUAACAGCGAUACAUCACUAAUGGCUCAAAAAAGAAGCCAAUAUAAAAAAUUGUUCCAGAUAAGCUUGCGGAAAAUGUGGCAAACAGGAAUAAUUAGAAAACUUCACAAAACUUGGGUAACGAGCAAACCGGAAUGUCUUUCUAGUGCCCGGGUGAUAUCGGUCGGAGUAAACGAUUUGUUUUUGCCUUAUUUUAUCUUAGGAAUUGGAGUAUUCUUUUCAUUAUGUUUAUUUUUCUUUGAAAUUUUCUGGAAGAAAAUUCGAUAUGGUAUGAAAUGGAUUUUAAAUAGAGAAACGAAUUAUAGUGUUCAGAGCUAUAUAGAUUAAGAUAGUUUUUAGAUACAUGGUCAUGAAUCCUUAAUGAAAUAUAAUCAUAGUAAGCAUAA
Messenger RNA from Anthonomus grandis grandis, 1793 nucleotides. RefSeq names its product ionotropic receptor 75a-like. Gene Ontology annotation, cellular component: membrane. Gene Ontology annotation, molecular function: ligand-gated monoatomic ion channel activity. The transcript has 9 exons. Lineage: Eukaryota; Metazoa; Arthropoda; Insecta; Coleoptera; Curculionidae. Bases 1 to 1734 code for a protein of 577 amino acids. The record is from RefSeq and is a predicted model, not a curated record.